Molecule: messenger RNA, 1708 nt
Organism: Lagopus muta (rock ptarmigan)
Lineage: Eukaryota; Metazoa; Chordata; Aves; Galliformes; Phasianidae
Gene: TAGLN3
Product: transgelin 3
Exons: 6
Coding region: 696-1295 (199 amino acids)
Molecular function (GO): protein binding
Source: RefSeq, a predicted model, not a curated record
AUAAUAAGCAAAAAGACAAGUAUAAAUAAACUUCUGUGGAAAUAUUAUAUUAAACUAGGGUACCACAUGUUUGGAAAGAGGUAUAAAUUAUUAGAAUUUUUUUGUAAUGAAUUGUUAGCCUCUGUUUGUUUUUUUGCAUACAUCUAAUUUGCUGCCAAGUAUAAAGUGUAUUUUAUGAAUAUGUAACAUGCACAUUUAAACAGUAUUUUGUGUUUUCUGAUUUACCAGUACAAGCAGCUCUAUCUUGUGGCUCUUGGAGGAUUGUUUUUUUCUGAGCACCUUCAUCUAUCUUUAGUUAUUUUUGCUAAGUACUCGUAAUUUAAGUUGUUAGUAAGCAUCUUCAUUAUCCUUCACUUUUGGCAGGUCUGAAAACGACUUCUGGGCUCAUCUGUCACUAAGUGUAGUACAGAUGUAGGGAGUGAUGCUGCUGCCAUGUGGAACGUGGAAGCUCUGGACACAAACAGAGCAACUCAGCAUAUUCUCUUGUUGAUUUUGAUCAAACCACCUGGGGUAUAUUUCUUCUGUGCAUAACAUCUUAAAUACAGAUCAUUAACUCCUGCCAAGGAAUCAAAUUUCAUGAGUUGCUGAUCUGGAUAUCCAUCCCUGCAUCUCUGCUGAAGAAGAACCCGACUGCAUCUCAAAAGGAUUCCUGGAGCUCCCAUGUAUAACCUUCUUCUUACUGGCAAGCGUUAGAAAUGGCUAACAGAGGACCAAGCUAUGGCUUAAGCCGAGAAGUUCAGGAAAAGAUUGAACAGAAAUAUGACCCGGAAUUAGAGUCUAGGCUGGCGAACUGGAUUAUCGUGCAGUGUGAGGAACAGAUCGAACCCCCUCCUCCUGGAAGGCAGCAUUUCCAGACCUGGCUGAUGGAUGGAACGCUGUUAUGCAAGUUAAUAAACAGUUUACAUCCAAAGGGAAAUGAACCCAUUGCAAAGAUCUCUGAAUCAAAAAUGGCUUUCAAGCAGAUGGAACAAAUUUCUCAGUUCUUAAAAGCUGCUGAAAUCUACGGAGUAAGAACAACAGAUAUUUUCCAGACAGUGGAUUUAUGGGAAGGGAAGGACAUGGCAGCAGUGCAGAGAACCUUAAUGGCUCUAGGCAGUUUGGCAGUCACCAAGGAUGAUGGAUGCUACAAAGGGGAUCCAUCCUGGUUUCACAGGAAAGCACAGCAGAAUCGACGGGGGUUUUCAGAAGAGCAGCUUCGUCAGGGACAGAACGUAAUAGGCCUUCAGAUGGGCAGCAACAAAGGAGCCUCACAGUCGGGUAUGACGGGCUAUGGGAUGCCAAGGCAGAUUAUCUAAAAGCACCUCUGUCUGUAGAGAAAACACUCCUGCAGCAUGGUCUGUUCAGCAACAACAGAAAAAGAAAAAAAAAAUUAAAAUAAGCUCAUUAGUUCUCUUUCUGCCUGUUUUUAAUAGUUAGUGCUCUGAGGUGUGGGGUAUUUUUUUGUUUGGUUUGUUUUAUUUGCAGCUACAGGAGUUCAUCUAGGAACUUGGGUUUUCGUGGUGUUGUGUGUCAGUUCACAGCACAUGCGCACUGCUGCCUCCUACUUUUCACUUCUGAACUAUGCAAAGACAAUUAUUCUGUUUUAAUUUAUUUGCAAAGUGUUAUCUUCCAUAUUUGUCUCACAUUUCUCUUAUAUCUCAACCAGUAAUCUCGUUCCUCAAUUCAGUGAUGACAUUGUUUGAUCUAAGAAUAAAGACAUUUAAACACA